UGUAGGCCUUAUUCAAAAACAUGUUUUUUUGCGCUAUGGAAAAGUUGAACUUUCAAAAUACCCAACUAUUCACAUUCCAAUGUCAAUGUACUACAGGCACUACGUUUUGAACUGAUGUUCUCCAUGUAGAAAACAUUGAACAGGACUUGAAUGACGCAGACGUGCAGAUAGUUGACCCUUCUACUUGCUUUUAGAAAUCCCUAAACAUAAUUGAUUUAUUGAAUUCAAUAGCACCUUAUCCACUUAUUUGUUCUUACGCCAUAAGGUUGUCCUCUGCGCAUGUUGAAACACCAUACCUUAUCACCUAGAUAUGAGAAUACACAGAUGUUCCUUUUGUGUGUGUUCGUGUCCAUCAGUCUAUCGGUCCUAUGCUUACCUCUAUUGUCAUGCAACAGUUCCCCCAUUCCACAGAAAGGGGGGUGUUACUCCUCUCCUCAGGGUCGGGGGAGGAGGUAGCUUGGGACCUGAUAAGAGGUCUGGGAAGGCCAGACAGGUUUGUGCAUCCCACUCAUAGCUGGUUCACUCACUGUGGAGGAGGCUGCUGUUUUUUAACCAUGGCUGGUGUGCAGACGGAGAUUGCCCUGUGCAGUCGGCCUUGGAGAGGACCCUUCCACAUCUAUGGGGGACUGGCAUGCAACUCGCUCAUGGCUGACUUGUGGUCAGACAGGACUCCUCUCCACGAUGCUGCCUACCAGGGUAGACUCCUGAUCCUGAGGACUCUGGUCUCACAGGGGUUUCCUGUGGAUAUGCUGACAAUGGACAGGGUCUCUCCCCUCCACGAGGCCUGUCUCGGAGGACAUUACGUCUGCGCCAAGUUCCUGCUGGAGAACGGGGCCAAUGGGGAUAUGGUAUCGACUGAUGGAGCCACACCCCUCUUCAAUGCCUGCAGCAAUGGGAGUGUUGCCUGUGUCAGACUGAUUCUACAGUACAGCCCCACCACACACCCUGCCCAUCACCUGGCAUCACCCGUCCACCAGGCUGCAAAGAGAGGUCACAGGGAGUGUCUGGAGGUUUUGCUGUCCCAUGGAUUCCACAUAGACCUGGAUCUGCCUGGUGUGGGAACCCCUUUGUAUGCUGCCUGUCUGGCCCAGGCCACCGACUGUGUGGAGAGACUGCUGGAAUCAGGUGUUGAUGUGCAGGGUGGGUGUGGUCAUGACACACCAUUACACGCGGCAGUGCAAGGGGGAGGAGUCAGGUUGGUGGAGCUUCUGAUGGACUACGGGGCUGAUGGGAGUUGUAGGAAUUCAGACGGGAAGACUCCUCUGGAGCUGGCAGCUUGCGACAGGACAGUCAGAACUACAAUACAGAAAAGAGGUCCCUGCACUCUCUCUCAGCUGUGUCGGUUCUGCAUUCGGAGGAGUUUGGGACAGGCUCGUCUAGACAGAACAUCAGCCCUCUACCUCCCUCACAGACUCCAGGCUUUCCUGCUUUACCAGUAACACUGGAACAGCAACCUUUUUACAAAUGUUUGGUAAAUUACUUUUUAUACUAUAUAGCAAUUUUAAUUGACUUUUCAACCUGUUCAAUGUUUUUAGCAGUGAGUUGGUGACUGAACUAAUUCAUGGUUUUGUUUUUCUUGGUUUAAUAGAAACUGGGUUGACUGACUGUUUCGUAGCUUUUCUCAGGCUGCUGUAUUUUUCUAAUAAAAUGAUUAUAUUCAUCAUA
Messenger RNA from Coregonus clupeaformis (lake whitefish), 1665 nucleotides. Its product is annotated as ankyrin repeat and SOCS box protein 11. Gene Ontology annotation, biological process: protein ubiquitination; intracellular signal transduction; positive regulation of protein catabolic process. The transcript is spliced from 6 exons. Gene Ontology annotation, molecular function: protein binding. The record is from RefSeq and is a predicted model, not a curated record. The coding region runs from base 369 to 1439 and encodes 356 amino acids. Lineage: Eukaryota; Metazoa; Chordata; Actinopteri; Salmoniformes; Salmonidae.